This is a messenger RNA of Pelagomonas calceolata, 1700 nucleotides long. The record is from the annotation of a GenBank genome assembly. Lineage: Eukaryota; Pelagophyceae; Pelagomonadales; Pelagomonadaceae.
CGCUGUGAGAGAGCGUCACGGCAAAAACGCCGAGGCGUGGCGGUGCCGAGUCGACGGAAACGAAGGCAGCCUCGCACGGUGACAGAAGCGGUGCCCGAGGCAGCCCCGGAGAAGAAAAGGGCUGCGCACGUCCGGUUGAGCCACAGAGCAAGGAACGGCAGUAAACCAUGGGCCGCAAGCGCGAGAAGAAGGACAGGGCGCCGCAGCGCAACAACUACAAGGCCGAGGACCUCCUGCGCAUCUGCUACCCGGACAACGAUGGAGGCGACGAGGUCACCGUCAACACGCGGCGCCUCGCCGGCUCGCUCCCGCGCCCGGUGCCGCCCAAGAUGGACAACCGGCCCAUCGUCCAGCCCGGCGACCAGUGGUCUGAUGAGAACUGGCUCAAGACCGAGCUGGAGAAGAUGGAUUUGAAAUUGGAAAGCCGGUCGAUCUCGCGCGGCCUCUCGUGCAUGCGGUCCACGGUCUUUGAAGAAGACGAAGGACCUCUAUCAGACGAAGAGGAGAAGACCGUCCCGAAGAUCGAGCUGACGGCCGAACAGAAGAAGCAGCUCAAGGCUUCAGCUAGAUUAAUGACGCACUACACGGGCGUCGCGGGCACCACAAAAAAGUCGCUGCAGCAGCGUCAUACCUUGGUGCACUACGAGCCCUUCGUGACGGCCAUGGGGAAGUUGGGGCGGGCGGCCGUCAUGUUCAACGGGGAUAGUGCGGAUGGUGGCUAUUCUCGAGCGUUGAAUAGCGAGGUGAUGACGGCAUCCAGACUAAACACGUUUUUGACGCAGUGCUUCAACGUCAAGCUGACGGCCGAGGAGCUGGGAGCUACCAUGCGCUGGAUGGACUACGACGGGAACGGGACCAUCGAUGGCUCUGAGUUUCUGCGCGAGUUCUGGAAGUUCGGGGCCGUCGAACAUUUGCGGAGCCAGCGCGAGGCGCGGCGGCGCGAGAAGGCCCAAGCGCGGCAGCAGCGCGCGGCGCGAGCGGACUGGAUGACGCGGUUUAGUACCGUAACGCCGGCGACGGUCACGCCGACGUUCACGGAGCGCGAUUUGCGGGAGGCCGAGCAGCUCCUCGCGAACGCGGCCGCGGAUUUAGAUAUGGGUUCCGUCCACUCGCGCAUGAUCCGCGACCAGGUCUUUGACGGCGCGCCGAUGACGCCGGCCCAGCUUGCGACGGCACUGCAAAGGAACUUUAGGGUUACAUUGGAUCCUCCCAGACUCGCGGCCAUCGUGGGCAUCCCGUGUGGAAAUUUGUAACUGCAUCUGCUCGACGGCGUUGAUUUCCGCACAGGUGGGCACCUACGACGACGACGGCAACGGCACCAUCGAGGGGUCGGAAUUCUACCGCCAUUUCGUCAAGCUAGGGGUCCGGGAGCGGCGGCGGCGCCGCGACCGCCACGCGCAGGAGCUCGAGGACCGGCGGCGACGAGGCGAUAAACUCAGCGAGGAGUGCCAGCGCAAGUUCAACGCCGCGGAGCGCGUCACCGACGUCGUCUUCCCCGAGGAGGUCAAGCGGCGGCAGCGCCGCGCACGAAAACAGGGCCUCACCUGGACCGAGCCGGUCCAGAGGCCGGGGCGCGACGAGCGGUCCGUGCCGGACCCGUCGCGCGGCGCGACGCGCGGGCGCGCGCCGAGGGUCCUCGUGGCCUAGCACCCCGAAGAAGAAUUCCCCUUGCCCCCAUGACUCAUAAGGACUCACAACAA